AGGUAUGCACAGGCUGUUCUGUAGAAUGUGCGACACGCGCCAUGACGACUGAGGGGGUGGUGACUUGGUUGCAGCUUUUUUGCUGCACAGAUAUUAAAACUAACUUGGAACCGGCGAAUGAUGAAAUUACGACAACACCCUCAAAGUCGGCUCUUUGGUCGAGACCACCACACUCUCUGUCACUCUCCGCCAGAAGAAACAAGAGAUUCUGAUAAAAACCAGACAUUGACAGGGCAAAUGGCAUUCGCUCCUCCUUUAUUAUCGCCCUCUCUCAUCACUCCCAUUUACUCUUUUGCCAUUCUCUCCUUCCUCAACGUCAUCACCCUCUCUCUCUCCCUCCCUUCUUGUGGAUUUGGUGUGGAUUAUUCAUUUACUCUCAAGAGUACAAACUGCUCAACCACCCUGACCCCAGUUUCAGGGUUAGGGUUUAGUAUCCCGCCUUUUGCGCUACCGGUUCCAAUUUCGAUAGCUUCGGAGUUUGUUAUUACAGGUUGAUUUUGCUGAACCUCUUAAUGGAUGUUGAAAUUUUAUAGUCAAAGCUUCAUAUAAUUUCAAUCUUGAAUUUUGGACUUAUUGUUUAAAAUGACGGAUGGGAUGCGGCAUUCUGUUGAUAUUCCUAUUUGUAGAACUCUUGUGGCACUUAGGAGAGUGAAGUCACUGAGGGAUCCAUCAACUUCAUCCGCAAGUAAAUUUUCUGCUUUAGUUGACAAUCUCAAUUGGGAAAAUUCAGGUAAUAAUGGGAUUACGCUGCAAUUUGGAAGUGAUUUCCAUGGAGGUGGUUCUGAUCAUAAUGGUCACUUGAGACCAAGAAAUAUAAGUGUAAGUGAACGAAUAGAGGAACAAGUUGAUGAUUUUGAUUUGCGUCGCAGUUUUGGAAAAUCUAGGUUGACUUCACGUGAGAAUUCAUGUUGGGAAGAAAAUGUGGAUGCUAUUACGGUGAAACAGGUUGAAUUAAAUAAAGAUGAAGUUCAUAAAGACAGAAGUUUGAGCGAGAAAGUUUGUGGGAAUCGUAGGGAUGAAGGAUUGAACUUAACCUGUGUUAUGCCUAUCAGUAAUCCUUUGGAGGAUGUAGAUUCAUCUACUGCAUUAGAUGCUUCAAAACAGAAAUCCCCCUUAAGAAAUCAAGUAAAAACAUCUGGGGCACUAGGUGAUGUUUCUAGUCGUGUAGGUAGUCCAUGCCCAUCCACAGCGACAGGUGAUGCAUUGUCAAGUUUUAGCACACCGUUAUUUGCAGAUGAAGAUGUUUUUGAUAACAAUCGUGCCGGUUGUGGGAUUGGCUGCUGCUGGGCAAGAACCCCAAGAUUCCGAGAAUCAAAUCCUUAUAGUGAUGUGGAAGACCAUCCCUUAUUAUCUAGUGAUGUAAAUGAGACGGGUCAUUUCAGGCAGAGAAAUUGGAAACCAACUAACAAGGACAUCACUCCAUAUUCAGAAACUCCAAGGAGUUUGAGCCAGAAAUUUAGGCCAAAAUUUUUCGAUGAAUUGGUGGGGCAUAAUGCAGUGGUUAGGUCUCUUUUGGGUGCUAUCUGUAGAGGAAGAAUAACUUCCUUGUAUCUUUUCCAUGGCCCCCGUGGUACGGGCAAGACUUCUGCCUCUAGAAUUUUUGCUGCUGCAUUGAAUUGCCUCUCUCGUGAAGAGCAGAAGCCAUGUGGCAUAUGCCGUGAAUGUAAUAUUUUCUUUUCUGGAAAGAGCAAGGAUGUGAAGGAUGUGGAUUCUGUGAGAAUCAAUCAGAAUGAAAGAGUAAAGUCCCUUAUGAAGAAUGCGGUAAUCCCUCCAGUUUCAUCUCGCUUUAAGGUUUUCAUUGUUGAUGAGUGUCAUUUGUUGCAUGGAGAGACCUGGGCAGUAGUUCUGAAUAGUCUAGACAAACUUCCUCAACAUGUGGUUUUUGUGAUGAUUACUUCUGAGCUGGACAAGUUACCACAAAGUGCAGUGACGCGGUCGCAGAAAUAUCAUUUUCCAAAGAUCAAAGAUGCUGAUAUUGCAAGCAGAUUGGGAAAAAUUUGUGUUGAAGAGGGUCUUGAAUUUGACCAGGUUGCUUUGGAUUUCAUUGGUGCUAAAUCUAAUGGUUCAGUUAGGGAGGCAGAAAUGAUGCUUGAUCAGCUGAGUUUGCUCGGGAAAAAAAUCACAAUGGCUUUGGUCUACGAGCUUAUUGGAAUUAUUUCGGAAGAGGAACUACUUGAUUUGCUAGAUCUGGCUUUGUCUUCUGACACUUCAAAUACAGUAGUAAGGGCCAGGGAGCUGAUGAGAUCCAGGAUUGACCCUAUGCAGCUCAUGUCACAGCUUGCAAAUCUAAUCAUGGACAUUCUUGCGGGUGAAAUUGAAGAAGAUGAUACUGGAGCCAGAAGAAAUUUCUCAAGAAGGCAUAAUUCUGAAGCGGACAUGCAGAAAUUGAGUCAUGCUUUGAAAAUACUGUCUGAAACCGAAAAGCAAUUGAAGGUGUCAAGAAAUCAAACCACGUGGCUUACAGUAGCCCUACUACAUUUAAGCUCGGAGCCUUCUUUAUUGGAUACAAAUGACUUGAAGUCAAGUUCAAGAACUGCACAUGAGAGAGAUGGUGCUUGUUGCAUCACUUCGUCCACCGGGGAGAGCUUGAAGCCUCUUGUCCCUUGUUCACGUGGUGAUGACAAUAAGCCACAGAAGUUAGGAUUACAGGAGAAUUGUAAAGUAACAUUGGAAUUAAUUUGGAAGAGAGCAACAGAGUUAUGUCAGUCAAAUUCACUCAAGAAUUUUCUGAGAAAACAAGGGAAGCUGUCUUCAGUUUGUGUUAGUCAAGGUAUGGCAAUUAUUGAAUUGGAGUUCCACCGACCUCAUUAUGUAUCUAGGGCUGAGAAGUCAUGGAAAGUAAUAGCAAGUUCACUUCAGUCAAUCUUGGGCUGUAAUGUGGAGAUUCAGAUCAAUCUUGCACUUUGUCCCGAUUUAAAGUGUUCUAAUGUGAAGAAGCCAAUUUUCAGUUUUCUUAGUUGUUCCCGUAGGAUGCCGCAGAAGCUACGUUUAAAUACUCAACAUGGUAGUGAGUCUGACAUUUCUGAUUAUGCCUCUGGAAAGCCAAUGAUUACAGAGAGGUCCAUUUUAAGUUGUUCUUCUGAUGUUGGGUGUCAAAUGCACCAUGGACUCUGUCAUGGAAUGGAAAGCACGAAGGCUUUGAGAAACAGUGAAGGAAAUUUACUGAGCACAGGGAGAAUCUUGUUUCGGAAGUCACCUCAACAAGAUACGCAAAAGUCUCACAGGAAUGAAGUAGAUUCCCAGAAGGAACAGGGAAGCAGCCUUGAGUGUCCAGAGACAGAAGAUCAGCCAAAUUGCUUUCCUAGGAUUCUGAGGUUGCGGAAGAAUUCGUCGGACACUUCCCAAAUGAUAUGUAUGGGUAACCAACAACAAAACGAGUUGGCAUUAUCGAUCUGUGACCCUGAUCCUUACAUUUUCUGCCCUAGCUCAAACAACUGCAUUGACAACUCCAAGGAGCAUGGAAGGCUCGAGGAGAACGCGCUUUGUUGGAGAACCCCAGCAAUUCCAUUAAACAAGGCUUUACAGCCGACGAAUCAACCACAACGAUCGUCCUUGAUUCACCGCGUUCUUUCUUGUGGUGCUGGUAGAUAAUUUUGCAACCGAGGGCGCUGCCCUUCUGGAAAUUCUAUGACACUCAAAUCUCUCUCAUUCUGUAAAGUACGUAUCUUCAUUUGAUUUGUCUUGGUUCCCAAACAAGUGGAAAAUUUUCUCCUGUAACCAUUGUACCAAGGACAAUUGCUUCUGCAAUUCAAGAAGGGGAAGACGACUGCAUGGCAAUUCAAGAGGAUGGUGGGUUCAGUGAAAGCCUAUGCCCAAAGAUCAUCCAUCUUGCGGUGGGCCUAAAACCCUAAUUAGUAAUUAUUACAAACGUAGCCCAUUAAUCAAUUUUUUAUUUUAUGUAAGGCCGUAGACAGGCAAAACUCAAAAGUUUCCUUGAAAGUGGGCUUAAAACCUUAAUCAUCACAAACGAAACACGCUAGAACCCAUCAUCGACCCAAGCUUGUUACGGUGGUCCACGUUUUUUUUUUUCCCGAAGACUGGAAGAUGUGCAAAGAGAUCCCAGUUAAGUUUGGAUUAGCUGAGAGAUCGAGGCUUUGCUAAAUCAAUGGAGCGAGAACACGAGCGUAAGAGUUGUGCGCUCUAACUUGGUCAUCGAGGGAAGCCCUCCAUUGGCUGGCUAGGAUCAUCGUUGCUACCGCCGUUCACCAUAAUCUCCACCUUCAGAUGCAUCUACACGCUCCCGCAAUGGCACUCCGGAUUAUCAGAACGAAUUAGGUAACUGUUAGAAAAAAAAGAUGCGAAAUCAUGCAAUUCAAUGGAGCGAAUGUUAUAAAGUCUUGUGUUUCUUUAAUUUCGCUUUUGAAAGGGCUCGAUGUAAUUGGAGCAUUGGUUGUUAGAAGCUCUAGCUCUAAUUUCGAAAGUAAUGCUUCUGAAGCUAUCGGCCACUCGCGUAAAUUGGCAAAGCUCUGCGAUGGAGAAAAUUCGGAUGGACAAGAGAUGAUUGGGGCUGUUGCGGACGUUAAUUCAAGAAAAUUCGGAAACCCUCCCAAACCUCAAUCUGUUAAAUCUGUUAUACAUGAAGAAAAUCAACAAAAGUUUGUUUGGGGGAGAGGUUGUUUGCUCGAUGUGAACUCCCAAUUGGGUUGCCAUUCUAUUAUUCAAUAAACAAUCAAUCCGAUGUGGGAAGAGCAUUCUCCGAGUGCAACUGAAGCAAUUGUAGCCUAGUUUUUUAAUUCACAGGUUGCAUAUAUGGUAGAAACGAUAAACAAAGUCUAUAUGGAAAUACCUUAAUGUGUCAUUCUUCAAGGGAGGGAAUGGCUUUUGACAACUACAAGGAUGUGUCGAGCAUCACACCUUCUGGUGAAGAUGUGCCGGAUUCUGUUGUGAAAGCGUUAACAUGUGUGAACAUUUGUUUGAAAAGUGAGUCUGCCCCAGCAUUGUUUUCUGUAAAGAAUGCAGAUAUACUCCAGGUAAGUGGUUUGCUUAAUACUUCAGAAAAAUCUCCAGAAACCAGUGCACCCGUUGCAGCAUGUAUUCCAGGUUUGGAAGAAGCAAGAUUUCAAUCGCUGAGUUUAAGUUAGAAGUGCUUUGCUAUGUUAUCGAAGUAAAAGCAAAACACGUGUUGGCAUGAUAGAGGGCUAACCAAAAUGUUGGCCUAUGUAUUUCAAACUAGUAGAUGAGCUGCAGUAGACAUGCUGGGGUAAUGCUUUCAGGUUUCACUCUUUCAUGCUGGCAAUCUGAAGCUUUUAAUACUUGCAUUAUGCUAUCUGAGGAGCUUGCAUUAGCGAUCACGGAGAAUUACCAUACGGGUGGCUUGGAGGAUGUUUAAAUGUGGGAUAGCUGUGAUGCAUACAAUUUCAUAUGGAUAAUGUGGGGCAUGUGGGGUUCACGAUUUCACAUGGAUCAUAUGCGUCCAUCUCAACAUUUGGAAUAGCUCAGAUUCUUAGCAUUUUCAUUCCAUUUUUAUUAUGUUUUCGUUCUGUAUUUGAUAUGUUUGUUCUAGAGAGUGCACUUUUAGCCAGGGUUGCUUAACACAACACCUUUGCCCUAGUUGUGACAAUUCAUCUUUUUAGAAAAAGAGCCAUGACAAUAAAUAAUACUAUUUGAAGGUAGCAA
Messenger RNA from Tripterygium wilfordii, 5616 nucleotides. Its product is annotated as protein STICHEL-like 2. Gene Ontology annotation, biological process: DNA-templated DNA replication; DNA repair. NCBI's taxonomy places the organism in Eukaryota, Viridiplantae, Streptophyta, Magnoliopsida, Celastrales, Celastraceae. Bases 583 to 3591 code for a protein of 1002 amino acids. The transcript has 12 exons. The record is from RefSeq and is a predicted model, not a curated record. Gene Ontology annotation, molecular function: ATP binding; DNA binding; DNA clamp loader activity. Gene Ontology annotation, cellular component: DNA replication factor C complex; DNA polymerase III complex; nucleus.